ACAAGCUAGCAAGCUAGAAAUGAAUAUGAAGCUGGAUCGAUCGGUAGUAGCUAGCUAGCUGAAUUCGAUUCGAUCGGUGCCGGUGCCGGUGCCGGUGGUAGAUCAUCGGACGAUGUAUAGCCGGCGGCGGGCGUGGCCGCCGGCCGCAGGAGAGCGGCAUCUGAGCAACACGCUGGUCGGGCUCCUCAACCUCAUCACGCUUGUCGCCUCCGUCCCCAUCAUCGGCGCAGGCCUCUGGCUGCAGGCUCACGCCGGCUCCUCGCCCUGCGGCUCCGUGCUGCAGGCUCCGCUCCUCGCCAUCGGCUUCGUCACCCUCCUCGUCUCCCUGGCUGGCUUCCUCGGCUCCUGCUAUCAUGUCCCCUCCGCGCUCUGGCUCUACCUCGCCGCGCUGCUGCUCCUCGUGCUGGCCCUGCUCGGGAUCACCGUCUUCGGCCUGGCCGUCACCGCGGGAGGCGGCGGCACUCAGGUUCCCGGCAGGCCCUACCGUGAGUUCCGCCUCUCCGACUACUCGCCGUGGCUGCAGCGCCACGUGCAGGCGGAGCGGUACUGGCGACCGGCGCUGGCCUGCGUGCUGGGUGCCAGGGCGUGCGACCGCGUCGCCGCCUGGACGCCCCUCGACUACCUCAGCCAUGACCUCACGCCCAUACAGUCCGGCUGCUGCAAACCGCCGACGUCGUGCACCUACGGCCAGCAGGAGGCCCAGCAGCAGGAGCCGGACUGCUACCGGUGGAGCAACUCCCCCGGCGUGUUGUGCUAUGGCUGCGACUCCUGCAAGGCGGGCGUCCUGGAGCAGCUGCGUCGCCAUUGGCACAACAUCACCAUCCUCAACGUCGUCCUCCUCCUGCUUCUCAUCGCCGUCUAUUCCUGCGCCUGCUGCGCCUUCCGUAACGCCGCCACCGCCAUGCCCGCCUCCAAGAUCUUCCAUCUCCAUCCGCGCUGGUCAAGGUGGUGGCAUGGACGAAGCUAGACAAUACACCGUACUAGCUAGCUAGCUAGUCAAAGGAUAUUUUAGCUAUAGCUUAAUUACCUAUGCCUGCAGCAGACUACGUACCUACUUAGAUUAGCUAGGGACCCUGUUAAUUAUUAGUAGUUCUCAGUGUCUCAGCAAGUAAAUUUGUUCAUGAGGAUAUACACCUGCUUUUUUGGUUGAGAGAA
Messenger RNA from Oryza brachyantha (malo sina), 1155 nucleotides. Its product is annotated as tetraspanin-6-like. The transcript has 2 exons. The record is from RefSeq and is a predicted model, not a curated record. Gene Ontology annotation, cellular component: plasma membrane; plasmodesma. The coding region runs from base 113 to 967 and encodes 284 amino acids. Gene Ontology annotation, biological process: auxin-activated signaling pathway. Lineage: Eukaryota; Viridiplantae; Streptophyta; Magnoliopsida; Poales; Poaceae.